Messenger RNA from Malaya genurostris, 655 nucleotides. RefSeq names its product rutC family protein UK114-like. Gene Ontology annotation, molecular function: deaminase activity. NCBI's taxonomy places the organism in Eukaryota, Metazoa, Arthropoda, Insecta, Diptera, Culicidae. Gene Ontology annotation, cellular component: cytosol. The record is from RefSeq and is a predicted model, not a curated record. Bases 86 to 499 code for a protein of 137 amino acids. The transcript has 3 exons.
AAAAUCAACUUGCUCGAUCUGGGAGUUAGCUGAACACAUCAAUCAGUCAGCUGGCGAACUCUGUUGCAAGCGAUACGAUUCUGAAAUGGCUAGUAUUGUGCGAAAAAUUAUUUCCACUGCAAAAUGUCCAAAGGCAGCGGCACCUUAUAACCAAGCGGUGAUCGCCGAUCGUACGGUUUACUGUUCCGGUGUCUUGGGAAUGGAGUUGGGAUCGCUGAAAUUAGUCGAAGGCGGAGCUGCAACCCAAACCGCUAAAGCACUCGAACAUCUGUCCACUCUGCUGCAGGAAUCCGGAUCAAGUGUCGAAAAAGUAGUGAAAACCACUAUUCUUUUGACUGAUAUGGCUGACUACGGAGCCGUGAACGAUGAGUACAAGAAAGUAUUCACCAGCAACUUUCCAGCACGGACCUGUUUCGCAGUACAUAAACUUCCGUUGGGAGCUGCUGUCGAAAUAGAAGCUAUUGCACUGACCGGGGAUGUGCUUCAGGUGUCAACGUAACUUCAACCGCUUACUAUAGUAACUUAGGUUUGAGUGUGAUACUCGAUUAGUACGGAUUGUUGGCGACAAUUGAUAAGCAGCCUAAACACAUUUUAUUGAUUUUGAUUAAAAUUAGAGCCAUGACGUAAAAAAUGUAAAUGUAUGUAAAACGGUAAA